GCUGAGCGUCGCCUGCAAAACCAUUUCCCUUACCCUUUCCAUCACCGAAUUCCCACCACAGUCUCACCGAUUGAGUGCGCAAGACCUGUCAAGAUGGCCGCACCGCUCGUGACCGUGUCCGAAAGCAAGGACCUUCGAGGCCUCAACCUCAUCGCUGCCCACUCCCAUAUCCGUGGACUCGGCGUAGAUGCCACUACUCUUGAGCCUCGCGCUGCGUCGCAAGGUCUUAUUGGACAGGAGAAGGCGCGCAAGGCUGCCGCUGUCAUCCUGCAGAUGAUCAAGGAUGGCAAGAUUGCUGGCCGCGCUGUUCUGAUUGCCGGCCCCCCUAGCACCGGAAAGACAGCUAUUGCCAUGGGCAUGGCACAGUCCCUCGGCCCCGACGUUCCCUUUACUUCGCUCGCAUCCUCCGAGAUCUUCUCGCUCGAAAUGUCCAAGACAGAAGCCCUCACACAGGCGUUCCGAAAGUCGAUCGGAGUCAGAAUAAAGGAGGAGAGUGAAAUUAUGGAGGGUGAAGUCGUCGAGAUCCAGAUUGACCGCAGCGUCACCGGCAGCGCCAAGCAAGGCAAGCUGACCAUCAAGACGACUGACAUGGAAGCUGUAUAUGACAUGGGCACCAAGAUGAUCGAUGCCAUGACUAAGGAGCGCGUCAUGGCUGGCGACAUUGUUAGCAUUGACAAGUCGUCAGGCAAGAUCACCAAGCUUGGCCGCUCGUACGCUCGCUCGCGCGACUACGAUGCGAUGGGCGUCGACACUAAGUUCCUGCAGUGCCCCGAAGGCGAGCUGCAGAAGCGCAAGGAGGUCGUGCACACUGUCACUCUCCACGAGAUUGAUGUCAUCAACUCGCGCACACAGGGCUUCCUCGCCCUCUUCUCCGGCGACACGGGUGAGAUCCGCAGCGAGAUCCGCGACCAAAUCAACACCAAGGUCGGCGAGUGGAAGGAAGAAGGCAAGGCCGAGAUUGUCCCCGGUGUCUUGUUCAUAGACGAGGUGCACAUGCUGGAUAUUGAGUGCUUCUCUUACAUCAACCGCGCUCUCGAAGACGACCUGGCCCCCGUCGUCAUCAUGGCCUCCAACCGCGGUAACUCGCGCAUCCGCGGCACCGACUACCGCUCUCCUCACGGACUGCCCCUCGACUUCCUCGACCGAGUCGUCAUUAUCAACACCCACCCCUAUGCUGACGAGGAGAUUCGCCAGAUCCUCGCCAUCCGCGCUCAGGAGGAGGAGAUUGAAGUGUCUGCUGACGCCCUGGCUCUGCUCACAAAGAUUGGCAAGGAGGCUGGUCUCCGCUACGCCAGCAACUUGAUCAGCACCUCGCAGCUGGUGUCUGCCAAGCGCCGCCCCGGAAGCAAACAGGUUGCUGUGGAGGACGUCCAGCGCAGCUUCCAGUUGUUCUACGAUCCCGCUCGCAGCAUCGAGUUUGUUACCAAGUCGGAGAAGAGACUCAUUGGCGACGAUGGUGUCGUCGACUUGGCUGUUACCAACGGCGCUCCUGCUGUUGCUGCUGCUGCUCCCGCAGCCGCCGAAGGCAUGGACCUUAGCUAAAUCCCGAACUGGAUGGAGUGAUAACGGUACAAAAGAGGAUGGGGUUAUUGUCGAUUUUUUGAACUAGGCUGGCGUUUUACUAGGAAGAUGUUUAUGGUAGAGAAUAAACAAAAGAUACAUAUCCUUUG
This is a messenger RNA of [Torrubiella] hemipterigena, 1670 nucleotides long. NCBI's taxonomy places the organism in Eukaryota, Fungi, Ascomycota, Sordariomycetes, Hypocreales, Clavicipitaceae. The record is from the annotation of a GenBank genome assembly.